CUCCUGCCAGUGGGCAUGCGCUUUAAGGCAGUAAGGGUAGAGUCGCAGCGUCACUGCAGCGCUCUGCGCAGGCUCUCUUGUUCCCGCGCAUGCGGGGUUGAGCACUGUGGGCAGCAGUUCUGCUCUGCAGCUUCACGCUGCCGUUGUGCGCAGGCGCCUCAGGGCAGCCGGGCGGCAGCGGCGCCUGCGCGCUGCGUCCGGGCGGUUCCGGGUGCGGCAGCGGCGAUGGCGGCGGCGGCGGCAGCGACAGCCCCGGGCGGGGCUGGGCCGGUGGCGGGACCGGGGGCGCCGAAGCUGGGCGUGGAGUCGGUGAAGGGACAGGCCUUCGACGUGGGGCCGCGCUACACGGAGCUGCAGUAUAUCGGCGAGGGCGCGUACGGCAUGGUGUGCUCAGCCUACGACCACGUAACGAAGACCCGGGCGGCCAUCAAGAAGAUCAGCCCAUUCGAGCACCAGACGUACUGCCAGCGCACGCUGCGGGAGAUCAAGAUCCUGCUGCGCUUCCGCCACGAGAACAUCAUCGGCAUCAACGACAUCCUGCGUGCCCCCAGCCUCGACCAGAUGCGCGAUGUCUACAUCGUACAGGACCUGAUGGAGACGGACCUCUACAAGCUGCUCAAGACGCAGCAGCUGAGCAAUGACCACGUCUGCUACUUCCUCUACCAGAUCCUGCGGGGCCUCAAGUACAUCCACUCGGCCAACGUCCUUCACCGUGACCUCAAGCCCAGCAACCUGCUCAUCAACACCACGUGCGAUCUCAAGAUCUGUGACUUUGGGCUGGCCCGGAUCGCUGACCCCGAGCACGACCACACAGGCUUCCUCACCGAGUACGUGGCCACGCGCUGGUACCGCGCCCCUGAGAUCAUGCUCAAUUCCAAGGGCUACACAAAGUCCAUCGACAUCUGGUCCGUCGGCUGCAUCCUGGCGGAGAUGCUCUCCAACCGGCCCAUCUUCCCUGGGAAGCACUACCUGGAUCAGCUCAACCACAUACUGGGGGUGCUGGGGUCCCCGUCGCAGGACGACCUCAACUGCAUCAUCAACAUGAAGGCGCGAAACUACCUGCAGUCGCUGCCGCACAAGGCCCAGGUGCCCUGGGCCAAGCUCUUCCCCAAGGCCGACCCCAAGGCCCUGGACCUGCUGGACAAGAUGCUGACCUUUAACCCCAACAAGCGCAUCACCGUGGAGGAGGCGCUGGCCCACCCCUACCUGGAGCAGUACUACGACCCCUCAGACGAGCCCGUGGCUGAGGAGCCCUUCACCUUCGACAUGGAGCUGGACGACCUGCCCAAGGAGCGGCUGAAGGAGCUGAUCUUCGCCGAGACGGCGCGUUUCCAGCCCCCGCCCGCGCCCUGACCCCUCCCCAGGUGAGCGAGGGGGGCGGGGUUAGUGCCCCAGGCCUCGCCCCCCUUUCCCCCGUCGGACUGGCUCCCGGCAGGGGGGCGGAGCUUUGUUCCCCGGCGGGGGGCGGCCCCGCCCCCUCGCGCUGCUGCCGCCGCUGCUGCUGACUCCGCCCCGUGCCUGUGACGCUUCGCUGCCAGGCCCCGCCCCCUCGGAGGGGGGCAGUUAACUCUCCACAUUCCAGGCGGGGGGAGGGGAGGGGGGCGCGGGCCCCUCGGCUUGUACAGACCCCAAUAAACACGUCCUGGACCCUC
Alligator mississippiensis (American alligator) is the source of this 1652-nucleotide messenger RNA. RefSeq names its product mitogen-activated protein kinase 1. The record is from RefSeq and is a predicted model, not a curated record. Gene Ontology annotation, cellular component: nucleus; cytoplasm. Gene Ontology annotation, biological process: protein phosphorylation; intracellular signal transduction. The coding region runs from base 16 to 1353 and encodes 445 amino acids. The transcript has 9 exons. Gene Ontology annotation, molecular function: ATP binding; MAP kinase activity. Lineage: Eukaryota; Metazoa; Chordata; Crocodylia; Alligatoridae.